GGGCGGUCGGCGGAGGGGCUGGGACCCUUCCGGCUCGCCGCCCCUUCCCCGCCCCUUGCCUGGCAUCCGCUGACAGUAAAAAGGUCCAUGGACAUUAACCCCCAAACAGAGUGAUGUUUAGAUGCUGAAAGGAUGACUUGGUGGAGGGGGAGGGUUGCUGCCAGGCAACCCCUUGCUGCUGAAAUUACUCAUAACAAUCCAAAGAAGAGAGAUUUACAAAUAGUAUUUGAGCAUCAUGGAGCUUUUAGGUUCUACUGUAACGACAAGUUGUGCCCACCCUAGAGCAACACCAAGUGACUUUCUACCGGCCAUCAGUACCAUGGCAUCAAGCUACAGGGCCCGCUUCCCCCACUACAAUUUGGCACAUGGCUUGAGCCUGCCUUGGAGACCCAGCACAUACUACAGAGUGGCCUCCAGCUUGCCGACCCUGGCCCCGUACUGCGCCAGGUCUCAGAAGGUGUGCGAGAGCACCAUGCUCCCCUUUGUUUCCAACAGAACUACCCUCUUCACCAGGUACACCCCUGAUGACUGGUACAGGUCCAAUCUAACCAACUAUCUAGAAUCCAACACUUCCCGGCACAAUUCAGAGAGACUAAGGGUGGAUACAUCUCGCCUGAUUCAAGACAAAUAUCAACAAACGAGAAAAACCCAGGCAGACUCCACCCAAAAUUUGGGAGAACGUGUCAAUGACAUUGGAUUUUGGAAAUCUGAAAUCAUUCAUGAGUUGGAUGCAAUGAUUGGAGAGACAAAUGAACUAACUGAUGUUAAGAAAAAAUUGGAGAGGGCUUUGAUGGAGACAGAAGCCCCUCUUCAGGUAGCCCGAGAAUGUCUAUUUCAUCGAGAGAAGAGGAUGGGAAUCGAUCUAGUUCAUGAUGAAGUGGAAGCGGAACUGCUGACGGAAGUUGAUGUUAUUCUGUGUUGUCAAGAAAGAAUGAAGCUACAUUUGGAUAAGGCCAUUGCCCAACUUGCAGCUAACAGAGCUUCCCAGCAUGAGCUGGAGAAAGACCUGAGUGACAAACAGGCGGCGUACCGAAUCGAUGAUAAGUGCCACCAUCUGCGAAACACGUCCGAUGGCGUCAGCUACUUUCGUGGCGUGGAGAGGGUGGAUGCAACGAUCUCAGUGCCCGAGUCCUGGGCCAAAUUUACAGAUGACAAUAUUCUGCGCUCCCAGAGUGAACGAGCUGCCUCUGCCAAACUCAGAGAGGACAUUCAAAACCUCUUAGUUGUGACUGCCAACGAGAUGUGGAACCAGUUCAACAAAGUGAACUUGUCUUUCACCAAUCGCAUUGCUGAGACUGCAGAUGCUAAAAAUAAGAUUCAGGUUCACUUAGCAAAGAUUCUGCAGGAGAUUUUCCAGACUGAAAUGACCAUAGAAUCCAUCAAGAAGACCAUCAAGGACAAGUCUGCCUUCCUGAAGGUGGCUCAGACCAGACUAGACGAGCGGACGAGGAGACCGAAUGUAGAGCUCUGCCGAGACAUGGCUCAGUUACGCCUUGUUAACGAGGUGUACGAGGUGGACGACACCAUCCAGACCCUGCAGCAGCGCCUGAAGGACGCGGAGGACACCCUGCAGUCGCUGGUCCACACCAAAGCCACCCUGGAGCAUGAGCUGGCCGUCAAAGCGAAUUCCCUGUACAUCGACCAGGAAAAAUGCAUGAGCAUGCGCAAGAGCUUCCCCAACACCCUCCGGCUGGUGGGCUUCUGUUAGGGGCCCCGCCAGGAGCGGUGUUGUUACUCCUCCGGAAAGGCCGAGCCGGAGCCCUGAGUGCUGAUAUAGCCACUAUUAAAGGACUGUGUUGAUAGAAAUGUCCCGA
Messenger RNA from Equus quagga, 1814 nucleotides. RefSeq names its product tektin 3 (gene TEKT3). Gene Ontology annotation, cellular component: nucleus; microtubule cytoskeleton; sperm flagellum. The record is from RefSeq and is a predicted model, not a curated record. The coding region runs from base 236 to 1708 and encodes 490 amino acids. Gene Ontology annotation, biological process: cilium movement involved in cell motility; cilium assembly. Lineage: Eukaryota; Metazoa; Chordata; Mammalia; Perissodactyla; Equidae. The transcript has 10 exons.